GUAUCAGUCGUGGGCAAUUGUAGAAGACGCCCUGACUGUGCGAUAGGACACAUUUGCUUAGGCUUCUUCUUCAGCCGGAAAUUGUGGUCGCCACCGACUUGCGCUUUCUCACACCAGCAAACAUGGCGCUUCCAGGCUCCACAAUGAACCUUACAACCCGCUGCUCUACUACACCGCGGUCGGCUGUGGUUGCGCGCGCGGUGGCUGCGCCCACGCGACCCACCACCAAGUCUGCGGUGCCAGAGCUGCUGGAUAGCCGGCCAGGCGAGCGCAAUCUCAACUUCAUGGAGUAUGCUCAGGCGACUCAGAUGCUGGACCGGCUCAAGGGCCAGGCCUCUGACCUGGAAUUGCUGCUGGACCAGCUCAACGCGCUGGAGGCCAGCCUCGACGAGAGCGUUCUGGCGCCGCCCACGGUGGACGACCCCAAGGAGCGGGCUGCGCGACAAGCACGGCGCGCUGCCAAGCGUGCAGAGCGUAGGGCCCAGGCGACAUCCGCAACAGUCGCGGCCGCGGCUGGGCCGGCAAUGUCAGCAGUGGUCUCGCAUUCCACGCCGACGAAGGCUGCUGCUGCGCCGGCCACGUCAACAGCGAGCAGCAGCUCCAGCGAUAGUGGUUUGCUAGACCUGGUGAGCUUUGUUGGCGGCUUUGACACGCGGCCGAUCCCGGCAACGACGUCUGCACCCCCUGCUGGCGCCAGCAGCUCCGACGUGCAGCACCUGGAGGACCUCUUCAAACUCAGCGUCGGCGAGCCCGACAUCCCCCGGGCCUCCGCUUCAGCAGCGCCUGCGGUGCUGCGGCCACGCAAGCUCACACCAAAGAAGCCCUCUGCGGCACCCUCCGCGGCGGUGACGGCAGCACCCUCGCCGGCACCCACGCUCCCCAGCACGCCCAGCACCAGCGCGCGCAUUGCGCCCGCGCCCGGCUCCCUCGCGGAUGAGCUGGAGCGGUUACUGGGGCCCACCACGUCACGGGAGGCGGCUGAGUCUGAGGACGAGGACAGCUUCGCGGGGCCGUCUGAGGACGACCUGCUGGCGCUGGAGCAGGAGGUGUCGCGCAAGUCGUCACGGCUGCCUGUGCUAGACGAGGAAGACGAGGAGGAUGAGCAGCAGCAGCUGGAGGACAACGAGGAGGACGCGGUGGCGGGGCCCGGCUCUUUGGAGGCGUCGGCAAUGGCGACUCGGACGUCCAGCCAGCUGUCCAUCAUGCAGACGGGGCCGUCGCUGCUUAGCCUGGUCCCAGCAUCCGCGGCGCCAGGCCGCAGCGCCAAGGCGCGCGCCUCCCGGCGCGCGGCGCGCAACGGUCACGCUAGCGGGCGGCUGGGUGGCGCGACAGCUAACGCGGCGGGGCGGGGCAAGGUGGGCAGCAAGGACGGGACCAUGAACUUCCUGGGCAAGGUGGAGUCAUUGUCAACGCUGGACGUGGAGAAGGAACGCGAGGUGACGGCAGUUUGCCGCGACUUCCUGUUCCUGGAGAAGGUGAAGCGGCAGUGCGAGAAGACGCUGCACCGGCCCGCCACGUCUGAGGAGAUUGCGGCGGCCGUGGCCAUGGAUGUCGAGAGCCUGAAGCUCCGCUAUGACGCCGGUCUGAAGGCCAAGGAGCUGCUGCUCAAGUCCAACUACAAGCUGGUCAUGACGGUGUGCAAGUCGUUUGUGGGCAAGGGCCCGCACAUCCAGGACCUGGUGUCGGAGGGCGUCAAGGGCCUGCUCAAGGGCGUGGAAAAGUACGACGCCACCAAGGGCUUCCGCUUCGGCACGUACGCGCACUGGUGGAUCCGCCAGGCCGUGUCGCGCUCGCUGGCGGAGACGGGCCGCGCAGUCAGGCUGCCCAUGCACAUGAUCGAGCAGCUGACGCGGCUCAAGAACCUGUCCGCCAAGCUGCAGACGCAGCUGGCGCGAGAGCCCACGCUGCCCGAGCUGGCCAAGGCGGCUGGUCUGCCUGUGACGCGCGUUCAGAUGCUCAUGGAGACGGCGCGCUCCGCCGCGUCCCUGGACACGCCCAUCGGCGGCAACGAGCUGGGCCCGACCGUGAAGGACUCCGUGGAGGACGAGCGCGAGGCGGCGGACGAGGAGUUUGGCAGCGACAGUCUGCGCAACGACAUGGAGGCGAUGUUGUUGGAGCUGCCGGAGCGCGAGGCGCGCGUGGUGCGGCUGCGCUUCGGGCUGGACGACGGCAAGGAGUGGACGCUGGAGGAGAUUGGAGAGGCGCUGAACGUAACACGCGAGCGCAUCCGUCAGAUUGAGGCCAAGGCGCUGCGCAAGCUGCGUGUGAAGACUAUUGACGUGAGCGGCAAGCUGAUGGAGUACGGCGAGAACCUGGAGAUGCUGAUGGACGGCUCGCGCGAGAUGGCUGCGCGCACCAGCAGCGGCACCCGCAAGACGUAAGCUGGCUGCUGUAGGAGGCGGAGGCGGCAGGAGGCGGAGGCAGCAAUAGGGAUGUCAACAGUAGCUGAGGUAGCGGGUGAUGCGUGGGUUGGUGGCGGUAAUAGCAGCAUGUAGCGUGCAGGCUUGGGCCGGGAAGCUAGAUUCCCGUGAGGUUCUAUGCGCUGGUAGCGAGUGCGUUCAUAGCUAGCCGUCCAUGUCUUGUAGGAUGUAGUCAUUGCAUGAGGUAGCGUGCCACGGGGUCAAAUGUGCCAUCCUGAAUCAGCGGUGCGUUGCUCGCAUAUAAAUGAGAGCAAGAUUGCAGGCCCUGCGCUAUGCCAGGCCGCAGACAGUGUCAGCACUAAGAGAGCGUUAGAGCACCUGAGCGCGGGUAAGGGACACCGUGUAUGUGCUUGUUUAAUCAGGAUACCGUAUGCUAUGGCAUGGGAUCGGUCAGCUGCAAGUGGGAGAUAUAGUGUAUGCACUCACGCCCGGAUUCGAGGGCUGUAUAACAUGAUUGCUGAUUUCUGAAACUAUGCCAAUCCUGAAUUUAGUUUCUCACGAUGGACAUGGGCGGCAGUUGAGACAGAUACGUUCCCGACGAGAAAUUGACCAUCCAUAGCUGCUUUUGUCUGCAGCCAAGUUGCUUUUGCAUGAUGGCUUGUAAAUUCAUGCCGAC
Chlamydomonas reinhardtii is the source of this 3036-nucleotide messenger RNA. RefSeq lists its product as uncharacterized. Lineage: Eukaryota; Viridiplantae; Chlorophyta; Chlorophyceae; Chlamydomonadales; Chlamydomonadaceae. The coding region runs from base 123 to 2381 and encodes 752 amino acids. The record is from RefSeq and is a predicted model, not a curated record. Gene Ontology annotation, biological process: DNA-templated transcription initiation; regulation of DNA-templated transcription. The transcript is spliced from 4 exons. Gene Ontology annotation, molecular function: DNA-binding transcription factor activity.